This is a messenger RNA of Dipodomys ordii (Ord's kangaroo rat), 2362 nucleotides long. Its product is annotated as vomeronasal type-2 receptor 116-like. Lineage: Eukaryota; Metazoa; Chordata; Mammalia; Rodentia; Heteromyidae. The transcript is spliced from 5 exons. Gene Ontology annotation, biological process: G protein-coupled receptor signaling pathway. The record is from RefSeq and is a predicted model, not a curated record. Gene Ontology annotation, cellular component: membrane. Gene Ontology annotation, molecular function: G protein-coupled receptor activity. The annotation marks the transcript as partial.
GUUUACCUUCAAGAACUACCAGUGUGUUUUGGCCUUGGCUUUUGCUAUAGAAGAGAUCAACAAAAACCCUGAUCUUUUACAUAACUUAACUCUGGGAUUUAGUAUCUAUGAUGUUCAAUAUGGAUCAAGGACAUCAUUUAAAAAUCCUUUUGUUUGUCUUUUUGGGAAAUAUGACUUCCCAAACUAUAAUUGUAUGAGAGACAACCAGUCUAUAGCAGUACUUACAGGACCUUCAGGAGCAUUGUCUUCACUGCUGGACCUCUAUAGUUUUCCACAGCUGACCUCUGGGCCUUUUGAUCAUGCUCUGAGUGACAAUAACAUGUUUCCUAGUCUCUAUCAAAUGGCUCCAAAGGACACUUCAAUAGCCAAUGGCAUGGUCUUAUUACUACUUCACUUCAGCUGGAAUUGGGUGGGACUGAUAACCUUACAAGAUGAGAAUGGUUUGUGGAUUCUUCCUGCAUUCAAAGAAGAGAUGGCCAAGAACAGAGUUUGUGUAGCCUUUGAGCUAUCAUUACCAAAUUAUUCCAUGUCGAAUAUUUUCAAAAUUAUGUCACAUUAUAACCAGAUAAAUAAAUCUUCAGCAAAUAUCGUCAUUGUGUAUGCUAAUAAUGAGUUCCUACGACAUUUAUUGAUAUGUGUUGAACAAUUUUUAAUAAAAGGCAAAGUUUUUAUUAUGAACUCAGAGUGGGAUGUAACCAUGAGAAAGAGAUAUUUCAUUCUAGGUUCAUUCCUUGUACCUCUCGUUUUCUCACACCAUCACCCAGAUGUUUCUGGAUUCACAGAUUUUCUCAAAUCAGUUAACCCGUGCAAAUACCCAGAAGACUUUUUUCUUGCUAGGUUAUGGUUUCUGUCUUUUAAUUGCUCAGAUUCUGCGUCUGACUGUGUACAGUGGGAGAACUGUCCUCAUGAUGCCUCCUUGGAUUGGUUGCCUAGGCAUAUAUUUGACAUGAGUAUGUCUGGAGACAGUUACAAUAUAUACAAUGCUGUGUAUGCUGUGGCCCAGGCUCUCCAUGAUAUGCUGCUUUAUCAAACAGAAACACAAACAAUGGGAAAUAGAAAUGGGAUAAUGUCUUCCCCUGCACAGCUGCAUCGUUUUCUGAAGAACAUCCAGUUUCACAAUCCUGCUGGAGAUCAAGUGAUUUUAGAUGAGAAAAAGAAAUUGGGGGCAGAGUAUGAUAUUGUGAACAUUUGGAAUUUUCCCGAAGGUCUUCAACUUGAGAUGAAAGUAGGAAAAUUUUCCCCAUAUACUCUUAAUGGUCAUCAACUGACUUUAUCUGAAGAUCUAGUAGACUGGACCAUAGGAACUACAGAGCCUCCUCACUCUGUCUGCAGUGAAAGUUGUGUUCCAGGAUUCCGGAAAACCCCUCAGGAGGAAAAGGCUGCUUGUUGCUAUGAUUGUACCCCUUGCUCAGAGAAUGAGAUAGCUAAUGGGACAGAUGUGGAGCAUUGUAUGAAGUGCCCAGAUCAUCAGUAUGCCAACACAGAGAGAAACCAGUGCCUCCAAAGAGCUGUAAGUUUCCUGGCUUAUGAAGAGCCCUUGGGGAUUGCCUUGGCCUGCAUGGCUCUAUGUUUAUGUACACUCACAGCAGUUGUUCUUGGAGUCUUUGUGAAACAUCAGAACACCCCCAUUGUUAAAGCUAAUAACCAAGUUCUCAGCUACAUCCUGCUCAUCUCCCUCAUCUUCUGUUUUCUCUGUUCCUUGCUCUUUAUUGGCCGUCCAAACACAGCCACCUGCAUUCUACAGCAAACCACAUUUGGAGUUGUAUUCACAGUAGCUGUUUCGGCUGUGUUAGCCAAAACUGCAACUGUGGUUCUGGCCUUCAAGGUCACUUAUCCAGGGAGAAGAAUGAGGUGGUUACUGCUCUCAGGGGCUCCUAACUUCAUCAUUCCCAUCUGUACUCUGAUUCAGGUGACAUUCUGUGUACUUUGACUGGGGACUUCACCUCCCUUCAUUGACACAGAUGUACACUCUGAACAUGGCCACAUUAUCAUCCUGUGUAACAAGGGCUCCCUCACUGCUUUCUACUGUGUCUUAGGAUACCUGUUUUUUCUGGCCCUGGCCAGCUUCAUUGGGGCUUUCCUGGCCAGGAACCUUCCUGACACAUUCAAUGAAGCCAAGUUCCUGACCUUCAGCAUGCUGGUGUUCUGUAGUAUCUGGUUCACUUUCCUGCCUGUCUACCACAGUGCCAAAGGAAAAGUCAUGGUGGCUACAGAAGUUUUCUCCAUCUUGGCUUCCAGUGCAGGGCUGUUGGGCUGCAUUUUUGCUCCCAAGUGCUACAUCAUAUUGUUAAGGCCAGAUAGAAAUUGUCUGCAUGGUUUUCGGGACAAAACACAUGCCAGGGGAAAUAAACCCCGAAGAUGA